AAAGCCCAAAAGUCACAAAAAUCACCAUUUUCUUCCAAAUCGUCUCUAAACCUGUAAUUACACUAAAUAGACUCCAAAACAUAAUAAUUAUAUCUUAAAAAACUUAUAUACCAUGGCUGAAAGUGGGUAAAAUCCAUGGUAUAUCAGAAGGUUGGGAUUUACAGAUAUUGAGAGCUUCAACCUGAGAUUUGUUGGCCAAAAAAGCGUAGAAGCUUUUUCAGUAUUAUGAUAGUCUUCUGUUGAGAUUUCUAAAAUGUAGAUAUUUUGAGGAUCAAAAUUUCUUAGAAGCUAAUUUGAGAGCUAGAACUUCUUUUAGUUGGAGAAGUGUUAUGUUUGGGAGAGAGCUUCUAGUCAGAGGUUUAAGGAAAUAGGUUGGGAGUGGAGAAUCUCUAAGAUUUUGGACUGACUCUUGGUAUUAUUUUGGUGGUAGAAGAAAUCCUUGGAUGAAGCACCCAAUCAUUAAUUUUUAUUUAUGGUUAAUGAUCUCUUGGACCAUGAGUGAGGUGGUUGGAAUGUUCGUUACUUUUGGUUAAUGUCUUUCCCGGAGAUGUGGAAGCCAUUAAAAGAUUAAUCUUAUAGUAAAUCAUGAUGUUUUUGGUGUUGAAUUCAUAACCAAAGUAGGGAUUACUCUAUUAGAUGGGGUUAUUGGUUGGCAAGUCAGGAGAAUCUCAAGGAAGUCUUUCAAGAUGCAGGGAUGCGUAACCUUCAGUUAGUAUUCUCAAAGAGAAAGUUUGGCAAUCAAUCACAACUCUUAAGAUCAAGGCUUUCAUGUGGAGAAUUUUAUCUGAUGGUUUAUUGGUUGCAUCUUGUCUGGAAAACAGAGGAAUGAAAGUGGAUCACGGAUGAGGGUGUUGUGGUUUGGAAGGGAAGGGAAAUCAGAAAACCAUGUUUUGUUCACUUAGAAGAGUGGCUAGACAAGUUUGGGCUCUUUCUAAUUUUCUAUCUUCAGAAAAUGGUUUUCAUCAAAACUUGAUAUUUGUUAAUAUGUUCUUUCUAUUUCAAAUGGGAAAAACAUUGAAGUCCCCAGUGAAAUCAGAAUAAUAUAUCCCUGCAUUAUGUUGUUUCUAGGGAAAAGAAAAGGGAAAAUCGCUUUUUUAACCUCAAAGGUGUAAAAAGGUAGCACUUUAAACCUCCACGGUCGAAAACUCUCACUUCAAACCCUCAACCUAUUUAUGCUAACAUAAUAAACCUUCGACUUGGCCUCCGUCUUUUCGUCGUCGGAAUGAAUAACGGAACAGUAGACUCCGUUAACGGAACAGUAAACAGGCGUUUUAAUUAAAAAAACGUGUUAAAUGGCUGCUCUUCUUACGGUAUCUUUGGUUAAAAUUAAAAUGGUCCCAAAUUAAAAUCUCAAAUAAAAUCCCAAAAUCGAAUUGGGGAUCUAGGGUCCUUGACAGAAAAAUUAAAAGAGAGUUUUUUUUUUCAGAGAAAGAGAGCUCAACAAUCAAGGGGGAGGAAGAAGAAUCGAAAACAUUGAUUUGAGAAUCUUUUCUUCACAGUGAAGGGAAGAUGAUUAAUUUGAAUAUCCACUUCGGUGGAUUCAUGGAGAAAGUCGGUGAAGAUUAUGUAUACAAAGGAGAGUUGGGAGUGACAACAGUGCUUUGGGAAUUGUAUGACAUCUCAUGGAAUAAGGUUUUACAGUUCAGUAAGGAAGAAGCAAAAAUUAUGGCUCCGAUAAGAUUCAUCUGGUUCAAAGAGGCUGGGAAGGAGAUGAAGACAAUGAAUUAUGUGUAUGACGAAAAUCCUGAUGAUAUGUUUCUGGUGAUAUGUUUAGGGAAACAAGCUUCUGAACUUGAAAUAUUCAUUGAAUAUGAUAUUUCAGAACACAGUGAGCCUCCUGUCAUAAUUCCUCCUUUGCAAUGUGACGAGUAUUCAGACAGCGAUGGAGAAGUCGAGAGACCAAGGAAAGAAGAAGAAGCUGAAAAAUCUGAAGAUGAGUUGCAAGAGAAUGUGGAUGAAGAAGCUGAAGAACCGGUUUUAAAUGAGAAUGAGGCUGCUCAGGCUGAUAUUGGAACUGAUGUUGUUGAAGAAGUUGGAGAUGGUUCUAAAGAUGAUAGGUUUAGGUCUGUGUUUAAUGAAGGUUUGAUGGCCAAGCCUACAAAGGAAGCUUAUCAGAAUUUUGAAGAAAAAGAAACGGCAGAAAGAGAAGCAGCUGAAAGUGAUGAAGAAUGUUUGUUAGAGGAUGAAGCUGAUUAUCCAGAUACACCAAUUGGUUCUGAGGAAGAGUGGGAGCAAUGGGAUAAUCCAAAAGGGAGCAGGAAUGGGAAACCAAAGUUUCAUGGUGAUUUGGAGAAGCCGCCAUAUAUAUGGUUAUUCCAAAAGUUUAACUCGGGUCUAGAGUUCAAAGACCAGCUUCUGAGAUACUCUUUGAAGACACAAUACGAUGUGAAGAUGGCGAAGUCUGAGUCAAACAGGAUUGCAGUUGUUUGUUGCGGUGAGAAAUGUAAGUUUAGAGUAUACUGCUCGUUUGAACCACCAAUCAACAAGUGGAUGGUUAAAGUAUGCCAGAUGCGUCACAACCACGGGAAAUCAAGUAGAGUUUCGAUGUUGAAGCAAGGGGUCAUCGCAGGACUUUUUAGAGAAGAGAUACGAAGAAAUAUAAGCUUACAGGCAGCUGUGAUCAAAGACACGAUUAAAGAGAGAUACAACAUUGUUGUUCCGCUUUCUAAGUGUUACAGAGGAAGGCGCAUUGCUUUGGACUCCAUUUUAGAAGCGCAAAUAACUCAGUUUGGUAAGUUGUGGGACUAUGAAGCGGAAUUAAGGCGAACUCACAGCGGUAUUAACACUGAUCUUUGCACCAUCGAAAAGAAUGAUGAAAAUAUGUUUGAUUGUUUCUACAUCUGCUUUGAGGAAUUUCGUAAUACUUGGAAGAAGUGUUGCAGGCCUGUUAUUGGUCUGGAUGGAUGCUUUCUGAAGUGGGAGUUGACAGGUGAUUUGCUUGCAGCUGUUGGGAGAGAUGCGGACAACAGGAUGUAUCCGAUUGCAUGGGCAGUAGUAAGAGGUGAGAACAAGGACACUUGGGGUUGGUUUGUGAAGAAGUUGAAGAUAGAUCUGGAAAUAGGAAAUGGAGAAAACUUGACUAUCAUUUCAGAUAAGCAGAAAGGUCUCGUGAUUGCUAUUGCGGCUGAGCUUCCACAUGCUGAGCAUCGUAUGUGUGCGCGGCAUAUAUAUGCAAAUUGGCGAAAACAAGGAUACUCAAGGUCAGAAUACAAGAAUCUAUUUUGGGGGGUUGCUUACAGCUUUACUGAAGGAGAGUAUGAAGAAAGAUUGGAGCUGCUUAAAGCUUUUGAUCAAGGGGCUUAUGACGCUCUACUAGCAACAGAACCACCUAGAUGGUGUCGUGCAUUCUUUAGUGUGGAGUCGCAUUGUGCUGAUGUUCACAACAACUUAUCUGAGAGUUUUAAUAGGACUAUCAAGAUGGCAAGAUCGAAACCUGUCAUUAAUCUACUAGAGGACAUUCGUAGACAAGCCAUGAGAAGGGUUUCACGAAGGUUUCUGAAAGCUGAGAAGUGCGACACAGUGGUGACACCAAUUACAAUGACGGUGUUAGAGAAGGCUAGGAUUGCUAAGCAAUAUUGCUCGACAUUACGCAGCAGCAAAAGUGUGUACGAGGUUGAUGAGUUUGAGUGUGGUUAUAUGGUCAACUUGUCCACUCACCAGUGUGCUUGUCGGAAAUGGGACCUGACCGGGAUACCAUGUAAACAUGCGGUGUGUGUAAUGGAUGAUAAUGAAGAUGAUCCAACGAGGUAUGUAGCAGAAUAUUAUUACACAGAUGUAUUGAAGAAGACGUAUGAAGAUAAUAUAAAACCUGUGAAUGGAGAGAAGUUCUGGAAGAAGACAAAUAAGCCUGCAAUAGCGAUCCCUGAAUUCCGCAAGCCACGAGGACGCCCAAAGACAAGAGAUAGGAGAAAGGAACCAUUUGAAGAUCUACAAAAUCAAGGUAAAUCAACAAGACAUGGCAGAAUUCAACACUGCAGUCGAUGCAAGCAAGCAGGACACAUAAAAACUGGUUGCAAGAAUGAACCAGUGACUGAGGAAGGCCCGAAGAACCGACGUGGUCGACCUCGGAAGCAUCCAAUUCAGGUAAGAUAAUCAGUUUUACAUAUGUGUCUGCUUAUCUUGUGUUCUCGUAAAAAAAUUCCUUACACCUUUGUGUUCAGGAGCAUCUCAAGCCACCACCGAAGCCAAGAGGAAAAAGGAAAACUCCAUCAGUUGGAAGCAACUCGCAACCUGUACCAUCAAACGCAAUCGGUGAUUUUGAUGUAAGUUCCAGUGCUCCUCAACCUUCAUCUUCAACAAAUCAAGUGAAGCCCCAUGUGAAGAAGGCUCCAAGAGGACGACCUUUGAAGAUAAAAAAAUCUUCGAAAGUUCCACAUGGUGUUGGUGCUUUUUGGAGUCCGUACACUGAUCGCCCUUUUGAAGUGUUUGGGAGCAGGAUUUAUGAUCGGUCAAACCUUAACCCACUUCCUCAAGAAGGCCAAAGCAACCAGCCUCCUACAAAUGACUAAGGCAAUGUCUUAUGUUUUCAAGUUGUGUGAACAAGUUUAAAUCUCUAUUAUCUGCUUAAUCGGCUUUUGUUUCAUGUUUUGGAGUUGUUUAAAUCUUCAGUAACAGCUUAUGUUUGAUGUUUAUGUUUUGAACUUUGUAUUGUUAAAGACUAUUAUCUAUCUAUUUUCAUUUUCUUUUGCCAGAUUGUCAUAUCAAAUCAAAGAAACCACUUAACUCUUGAAUAGUCUUAAAACACACAAUAACAUAAGAUUCAAGUCUUACAAACCCACUAACAAUACAUAAAAGUCUUACAAAGCUAAACCAAACCGAGAAUUCCAUGAACAACAUCACCACCUCGACAUCACCACCUCGACAUCACCAUUAUCCCUCCAACAACCACACCAAAUCCAACAUAUGAAGCAACAAGAGCAUUACGAAGCAUAGAGCUCCUCUCACUUAGAAUCAACACUUCCCUUUUGAGAGCUUCACAUUCUUCACCUUUCUCCUUCAUUUCAUCUUCUAGUUCCCUUGAAAAUUCGUUGGAGCAUUCAUGAGUUAAUGAUCUUACCUUGGCCCUCAGAUUUGCAAUCUCUUCUUUCUGCUCCUGCAUUAUUUCUCUCGCCUCCUGUAAGGCAAGAUAUUGCCAUCCAUGUGGUUUCUCCACAUCAUACCAGCGAAAGAAGUUACAAGACUCAUGCCCAUUCCCAACUCCAAAACCUCUGCAACCAUAGAAUCUGCGACCUGGGUUUUCCCGAGUCCAAGCCCUCACAAUGGGAGCUUCACAUUUACAAUGGCAAAGAACACCAUUGUUGUUCCUCGAAGACGAAAUCACACUUUGAGAACAAGCACUUUGAAAAUUCACACUCUCAGACAUUGUUGAGCUCUCUCUGGAAAAAUCUCACUUUCAAUUUUUCUGUUAAGAACCCUAGAUCCCCAAUUCGAUUUUGGGAUUUUAUACCGUAAGAAGAGCAGCCAUUUAACACGUUUUUUUUAAUUAAAACGUCUGUUUACUGUUCUGUUAACGGAGUCUACUGUUCCGUUAUUCAUUCCGACGACGAAAAGACGGAGGCCAAGUCGAAGGUUUAUUAUGUUAGCAUAAAUAGGUUGAGGGUUUGAAGUGAGAGUUUUCGACCGUGGAAGUUUAAAGUGCUACCUUUUUACACCUUUGAGGUUAAAAAUGCGAUUUUCCCGAAAAGAAAACAAAUUUAUAUUUGAAGCGAUAGAAUUUGUGAGCUCUAAGGUGGUUAACAAGAUUCAAGAUGAAGUAAAGGUUUGGUUUCUCUCCCACGCUAAGGAUAGGAGAUAAUACUAUGGAAAUAUCUCAUUCCUCAAUGUGGUCCAAGCCUAAUCAUGGGUGGUUAAAAGGCAAUAUCUAUAUGAACUGGAAUAGGAAGAUGAUGGAUCCUAAAGACUUAAGAAACAAUUUACUUCAAUUUUCUUUUCAUAUCUAUUGAAUAAAACACUCGAUCACUUAAAUACACAAAAGAUGUCAAGUAAAUAAUUGCCAACUAAACAAAUAUGGAACAUGGUAAACAAGUGGAGAACGCACAAUGUCAUGACUCUUGUUAUGAUCUUAUCAAUACUCCACCCUCCAAAGAACCUUGUCCUCAAGGUUCUUGUCACGUAAUGGUGGUGGUUUACCAGAAACUGGUUCGUCUUGGCUGAGUUUCUUUGGUGUUGGGGUCAGUGGUUCAUGGCUUUGGAUUGGACGCGUCGGAUCAGAAUUGACAUGCCAAUGUGUUUUGUGAGCAACGUUCCAGAUCCAAAACUGUGCGAUUAGAGCUUCAUCAUGGGACACAUCAAUGGGUUCUUUGAAUAACUCAUUGUUUCUUGGUGAAGAAGCAAAGCAUGAACAGCCUUGAACCGCCAAGUCUUUAUCACCAUUGAUUUUGAUAGUUUCGGUAAUUUUCACCUGACAACUCAUGACUUGCCGCAGACGUUUGAAUUCAUUCAUCAUAACAUGCUUCAGUUUCUGCAACUCAUCAUGCACUGCAAGGAGGAGGUUGAUCUUCCCAUCUUCAAUGCUUCCACGGUUGUCAAGCUGUUCGUACGUGCACUACAAGGAUAACGUUUUUUUUUUUUUGAAUAGAAGGUUUGAUACCACAAAUUGUGGUCCGAAUCAGAGCAUGAGUUUUUGAUACCACAAAGUGGUCCGGAUCAAAAACAAAAAUGUGCUUUGAUGCUGAUUAAAGCUCCUCCUCAAAGCUAAGAAAGUUUGCUCUGAUACCAAAUGAUGGAUCCCAAAGACUUAAGAAACAAUUUACUUCAAUUUUCUUUUCAUAUUUAUUGAAUAAAACACCCGAUCACUUAAAUACACAAAAGAUGUCAAGUAAAUAACUGCAAACUAAACAAAUAUGAAACAUGGUAAACAAGUGGAGAACACACGAUGUCAUGACUCUUGUUAUGAUGUUAUCAGAAGAAUCAUAUAUUGGGAGGUGCUUAGGUUAUUCGGGAUCACCAUAGAGAGGUUAUUCUUCAUAGCAUGAAAUUAUUUGCCUUUGUUUCCAAGUUGAACGAAGCUAGGGUCAUCUGUUUCAAGUGAGUGAUUGAGAGUGCUGUUUCUCAACACUUGGAAGAAGUGAUUGUCAGUAUGAAAAAUUCUGUUAUGUGUGGCUUUUUGGAAAGACCAAAGGCGUAGUUCUCUUUCUUAUGUCAGCUCUCAACUCUCUUAACAAAUGGAAAGUCCUUUGGAAAUCUAAAGAGAUUAGUAAAGGUGUCUUUUUAUUUCUUCAAGUGCAAUUAGGACAUCUUUUGGUCACUUGUAUCUAGUGAUCGGAUAUUUUUUUUUAAUUCAUUUGUGUUUAGUGGUUGUGACGUAUAAAUGUCUUAUAUCCUCUGUAUGUUUAGAAGUUUACCACAAUAUAUUUUAUGGAAAAGUGAAAAAAUGAAAAAAAAAUAUACACUUUCACUAAAGCUCUAUUUUUUCUUGACAAUAUAUUCUCUCUUCUUUAUAUAAAAAAGCUCAAAAACAUAAAAAUAUAGAUAUAAUUUUUUUUUCUUUUUCUAACUUUUCAUUUUUCUUUCCUCUCUGUUACAAGUUACAACACGUUAGUCUACUAAUAUUACACUUAACAUUUACCAAUCAGAAAAAAAAACAUUUACCAAUCACACCCAAUGAGAAUUAGCCACAUGUCUAUUUAUAUUCUUAUUGUUUUCUACAAAUAUUAAAUUUAUCUUAUAGGGAAGAUUUUCCCCCUUAAAUAACUCCAUAAGUUGACCAAAAAGAGAUUUAGUUCCCUUAAUGCAGUUCUCAAAGAGAUUUAGUUCCCUUAAUGCAAUUCUCAUAAGUUGACCAAAAAGAGAUUUAGUUCUCUUAAUGCAAUUCUCAAAGUCAUAAGAAAAUAAUGAUACAAUUAAAAGUACAACCGAAGUAAUGGUGGAAACCAACUUUGUAUCUUGUCGACGUACAUUCAUCCUGAUUUUGAGUAAGCCAUUCAUUUUUAAUAUCCUUUGAAAUGAUGAUAUUUAAUUUAGCCAUAUUACCAAUUCUUGUAUUUUUUAAUUAUCUUAUGAGUCACCAUAAAUCGGAACUCCGACUUUUGCUUGAGUAAUUUGUUUGUAGAAUCUGUAGACACUUCUUUCUUUUUUGGCUUACAAUAUUUUAAUGCUUUUGUAAUCACUCUAUGAUGAUUUAGUGGCUGGAUGAUUCAGCAUGGUAUUAAGAUACUAGAAUUUGAUUUUUUUUUUUUCAUUGCAAUAUUUAAUAAUGGUUGGUGAAGAUGAAUGUUUUAAAUGACAGAGAUAUCCCAUAUUUAUUAGUUUAAAUUUCGGAUUGACAUCUCUUAUAACCAAAAAAAAAAAAAAGGUUAAUCAAUAGGAAAAAAGUAGAAAAUCGAAGUAAAUUACGGAAACUAAAAGUACAACCUUUUUUUGGUUGAAGUGAGUGGACGAGCCACAAAAGUGACGAGUAUAAUUGUAGACACUGAGAAAAGAAGGAGUGACGUAAAGGCUUUCUUCUUCUUCCCCACUUCCUUCCCCUUUUUUAGUCACUGGAAAAACUCUUUUAAGAUUUGUUUUAUUUACCCAUAAUAAAAUGCAUUACAGUUCGGUGUAGAAGCUAAAUGAAGGUCCAGUUUCUGUCAAAUAGUUCGGGAAUCGAAUCGGAGAUGGCUUUUUCUCAGCCUUUGUCUUCUUCGUCUCUCUCGAUGAUGAAUCGGAGCUUUGUAGCUAAGAGCUCGGUGACAGCAAGUCUUUCUCUCAACAAGUCUUUAAAGAUUCGAUUCCAUAAUCGUUGGAGCUUCAACGGAGGAUCAAGAAUCGUUCUUUUCCCCAGUGUAUCAUCCGAUUCGUCCUCCCUUGUUCACAAGAAACGCUCCUGCGUACGAGCUUCA
Messenger RNA from Brassica napus (rape), 8819 nucleotides. RefSeq names its product protein ABA DEFICIENT 4, chloroplastic. The transcript is spliced from 2 exons. The record is from RefSeq and is a predicted model, not a curated record. The coding region runs from base 1510 to 4092 and encodes 860 amino acids. NCBI's taxonomy places the organism in Eukaryota, Viridiplantae, Streptophyta, Magnoliopsida, Brassicales, Brassicaceae. Gene Ontology annotation, molecular function: zinc ion binding.